Messenger RNA from Perca flavescens (yellow perch), 965 nucleotides. RefSeq lists its product as uncharacterized. The record is from RefSeq and is a predicted model, not a curated record. NCBI's taxonomy places the organism in Eukaryota, Metazoa, Chordata, Actinopteri, Perciformes, Percidae. The transcript has 3 exons. Bases 1 to 801 code for a protein of 266 amino acids.
AUGGUGUCGGAUGAAUUAACCGAGGAACCGUCUUCCUGGAAUGCCAGAUCCAGUGGUACUGAAGCAGAGGAGGCAGCAUCCUCAUUGAUGAGAGUCAAUGUGAGAAUAACAGAAGGAGGCAUCACUCACGGUUCGGGGGAUGGCGUCCAGCACGCCAUCCAGUCCCACGGAGCUCUAUUGGGACAACAUGAUCAGUUAAUCCGUUCACUACUAGACAACAACCAACAAUUACUAGCUCAGGUCAUCAAGCUAACUGCUGACGUUGCUACUCUGUCAGCCUGGAAUCAUUCUCUCCCUUCUCCUCGGCCUUCCAGCCCUCCUCCUGUCUCCGGAUGUGGUGACUACACCUUCUUGGGAACCCCCUGUAACCUCGCCCAAGCUUUUCACUGGAGAACUGGAUGGGAAGGCCAAGGAAUAAAUUUCACGGAUUCUGAGGAGGCUGGCAAACCGGAAGCUGUCCUGUCCCCCUCCUGCAUUGUGGCUGCAGUCCAGUGGGAGAUUGAGUCCCUCGUCAAAGCUGUUCAAGCAACAGACCCGGGACCAGGAGAUGGACCCCCGAAUUGUCUUUUUGUCCCUGAGGCGGUAAGGGCUCUUACAAAAUUACCAUCUGCCAGUGAGACAGCGGACCUCAUUGUCCAACAUGUAUUCCGUCCCCAUGGAAUACCUGUAGACAUAGUUUCUGAUAGAGGCCCACAGUUUAUAUCGUGUGUGGAAAGUGUUCUGUGCUGCUCUGGGUGUGUCUGUCAUCAGGUUUUCAUCCUCAAUCCAAUGGACAGACGGAGAGAGCAAAUCAGGACCUAGAGGAGUCUCUUCGCUGUGUGGCGGCCCAGCAUCCGACCUCCUGGGCUGAACUCCCGUGGAUAGAGUACGCACACAACUCCCUUACCACCUCUGCCACUGGCCUCUCUCCCUUCGAGGUAGCCUUGGGCUACCAGCCCCCCCGUCUCCUGCUCAGGAGAGGGAGU